This is a messenger RNA of Plasmodium yoelii, 1392 nucleotides long. Its product is annotated as conserved Plasmodium protein, unknown function. The transcript is spliced from 2 exons. NCBI's taxonomy places the organism in Eukaryota, Apicomplexa, Aconoidasida, Haemosporida, Plasmodiidae. The record is from RefSeq and is a predicted model, not a curated record. Bases 1 to 1392 code for a protein of 463 amino acids.
AUGGAAAAUAAAAAUAAUAUUAAUUUUAUUCCUUCAAGUAAUAAAGAAAUUACAAACUCGUUAGAUAUUUCUCUUCCAAAUCUUAUCUUAUCGAAGAUCUCAAAAUAUGCUAAACAAAUAAACUGCUAUACAAAUAAUUCAAUUUUUGGGAUAAAUGAAAAUAACAAAAUUAAUAGCAAUUAUUUUUCAUGUCGUCCCAAAAAUUAUUAUUCUCUCAUCAAAAUAAAAUCAAAUAUUUCUUAUUCCUUUAAAAAUGUGUGUAACCAAAAUUGUUGCAAAAAAAAAUAUGAUAAUAUUUAUAAUUUAAUAAAAACUAAAUCAAUAAAAUCGAAAUUGUUCAAAUUAGACAGAAACAAAAUUAAUUAUUUUAAGAAAAAAAGAGAAAAAGAGAAAAAUAUCUUUUAUAAAAAAAAAAAAUUUUAUUUUAACAAAAAACACCAAAAAAAUAGUAGGAAUUAUAAUUAUUUAUCUUGUAUCCAUUUAAAAAAAAAAAGUGAUGUAGAAUAUUAUUUUCCUUCAGAAAGCCAAAAUGAUUAUAUGAUUUAUGACAAAAAUGACAAACGUGAUAAAAUAAAAUACACUAACCAUUUCCAACUAUUUGAAUAUAAUAAAUCUGAAGAAAUAGAUAAACAAAAGUAUAUAAAUUCUAUAUCACGUUCAAUUAAAAAACAAAAAAAAAAAAUGUAUUUAUUAGAAAAGAAUGCAUGCCGAAUUUUAGAUAUCAUAGAACUUUUAUUAUAUAAAAGAAUGGAUGAAAUAUUUACUUUAAAACAAAAUAUGUCGAAUCAUGAUAAAUAUAAAGAAAUCUGUCCAGACAUUUUUUAUUUUGACAACAAUGAUGACCUUAUUGAAACGAUGGAUAAAAAGUUGAAAUUUUUGCCAAAGAUUCCAGUUAUUAAAAAUUUGGUACCUUAUUUUGGUCCUUCUCCUGAAAAUAUUUUUGGGAAAUAUUAUUCCUUAUAUAAAUAUAAUUAUAAAAUAAUUGACAUAAGAUUAAAAAUAUAUAAAAUUCCUAAUUUAUUCAACCCGUUUACGUUUUGUAAUCACAUUAGAUUCAAUACUUGUGAUCAGAAUAGACAGAAUUGUAAAAUUAAUUUACAAAAAUAUUAUUAUUUUUUCACCCAUACUAAUUUUCGAAAAGCGUGCAAAAUAAAAUCAGAAAAAUUGGCCACGUCAGAAAAAUUGGCCAAAUCGACCAAAUUAGCAAAACCCAAUUCUAAAACGUCCUUUUUAAAUUUGAUCCCAAAUUCAAACAAAAGUAUAAUUCCAAAUAGCCAAAUUGAUUUCAUUAGAAUAGAUAAAAUACCACCCGAUUUAAUACAAAUUUUGAAUUAUAAAAUUUUAGAAUUAUCAAAAAAAAGAGAAUCAACAAUACAUCUAAGUGCAUCAUAA